Molecule: messenger RNA, 2151 nt
Organism: Thalassophryne amazonica
Lineage: Eukaryota; Metazoa; Chordata; Actinopteri; Batrachoidiformes; Batrachoididae
Gene: tm7sf3
Product: transmembrane 7 superfamily member 3
Exons: 12
Coding region: 171-1862 (563 amino acids)
Source: RefSeq, a predicted model, not a curated record
GAUCCAGAGGAACAGCGCAGGGACAAAAAAAAAAAUCCCAGUUUGACUCAAGUAUGUUGCUUUUGUGUGUGGAGACACUUCUGUUUCAUAAACACAGAAGACUGAGAUUUUGCCAACGAUUUUACUGACGAGCAGAUACAAGUAUUUGACUUCAAACGAACAAGACGAAAAUGAGACGUUGGAUUUGUUUCCCGCUGCUGCUGGUUCUUCUUCUUCGCUGGAAUGAAGUUCGAACUCAAAUGGAAAACCGCGUGGUUUUCCUGCCAGGAAUAUUCCAGACCGUGACACUGUCCCAGAAUGAGACGGUGCAGGCUAUGGUGUCCAGGAUCCCGACUGACGUCGCUUUCAUCACAUUACAGUUCCACGCGUUGUACCGCAACGCCACACUGUCCUACAGUAGGGUUCCCAGUCCGGGUCUUUCUCAGACAGCGGCAGAUUUGGGCCUCCUGUCGCCGCUCAAGAUGGGCCAAACCUCCCUUUCCUUGUUUCUAUUUUCUGCUGAUGCUGACAGCAUGGAGGGCAUUGGGGUCAUGCUGCCCUAUUCCAGCAAGGACCCUGUACCUGGUGCUUGCAACAUGGAGUUUAACCUGGACAUUGAUCCAAACGUCUACAUCCAGUACAACCUGUAUGAGACCACCAUCCGCUUUGCGCCAGCUAACAUAGGAUAUGAGCGGGGUGGAUUUCCUCCUCUUUGUGACGUCUUAAAAGACGACACCACACGCUGGCGGCUACAAUAUGACGUCUACCAGUACUUCCUGCCUGAGAAUGACCUAUCAGAGCGUAGCCUGUUUGGCGGCCUUCAAGCGGUGGCCGACAUCCGAGGCGUGACGGAGAACUUCAAACUGCUCAAGACCUUGUCAUCAUCGGACAUGACCACGGCGGGGUUUAACUCCAUCCCUGGUCAGGGAGUCAUUUACACGGUGAUCGUCAGGGACCCGCUGCUGAACACGUCGGCCUCCUACAUCCCCGCCCACACCUACGCGUGCAGCUUCACCUCCAAUAUGGAUAGCUGUCAGACACUCGGGAAGAUAUCGACAAAAGUUUUAGUUACCAUCGCUGGAUUGGCAGGUCUGUUUGUCUGCUUCUUUGGGCACCGCUUCUUCAAAUGUGAACUGUUCUUUAUGGGAUUUAGCUUUGCAGCAUUUGUCUUCUUUGUGCUGUUCACAAGAACCACAGCGUUGGAUUAUGACCUCCGUGUCGGCCUGGCGGCGCUGCUCGGCGUGGUGGGCGGGGCCAUCCUGGUCAUGAGCUGGUGGCGUUUCGGUUCAGUCAUGGCUUGCAUCCUGGUAGUUGGCCUGAUCCUGGGCUUCCUCAUCUCCUCCACUGUCCUCUUCACGCCCCUCAGUGACAUCAGUGUCUUCAGGCAUUCCAGCGUUGUGUUCUGGGUGACGUUUUGCUGCAUCAUGAUCAUCGUUCCAGUCUUCUUCGUGCGUUGGCCCAGAGAGGGGAACAUCGUCGCAUGCGGCGUUGUCGGUGCGUACGCUGUCGUUCUUGCCGUCAAUGCCUAUGUCUACACCAGCCUGUCCUACAUCACCUUGAACAUCCUCAAACGCUUCCUCAACAGCAGCUUCAGCACAGUGUUCACUGACGUGCCGUUCCAAACCAUCGACUACAUCAUGAUCGCAGUGUGGAUGGUGCUGUGCAUCUCAGGGAUCGUUCUGCAGCUCUACCGGGAACGCUUGCGGCCAUUUUUCCCACCCAGCCCGUACCUCAUGUGGCAGCAGGAGCGCGAGCGCCGCAGGACAAACGUGCUGGACCCGAGCCACCACUUCCCCCCGCUGCACGAGCGCCUCCUGUCCAGACUGCGGCAGCUGAUCCAGCAGAGAGAGCCGGCCGGAGAGCACACGCCCCUGUUGCUGUGACACUUAAAACGCCCUCACGGAAAGUUGAAUGCUUUUUGGGCGGGGUAAACGAUGACAUGAUUGACACUUAACUUGUUUGCCGCCCAGACUUGUGGUAAGCGGAGAGUAGCGUUUAGCGACAGUGACGAAUGUGAAUUAUUUUAUGGCCAUUAGCUAGCAACCAGUGGAGCUGGAGCGCUAAUGGCAGUGAGACACUGACACGCUUCAGGAACGCCGAAAGAGCUCCAUAAAUUAUCAUCUGUUUGGAUUUAAAGCGAGUCGCUGUUUAUACCAGACGUUGGUACAUCAA